AUGGAAGACGAAGUAAAAGAGAAUGAAGCUGCACAAGUCAACACUCCAGAGCAGAUUAUCUCAAAAACUCCAGAGAAUUCCAAGGUUUAUCCCCUAGAAGAGCAGGCGAUAUCCAAUGCAGACAUACAAUCCGUACUGGAGUUUUCGGAUACCAAUGCAGAAACCAUCUCCACACCCACUUUAGUGGCAAGUGAAGAGCCACCACCCAUGCUUCCAGAAGAUAGGCCAGAUGGACCCUUGCCUCAAGUCGACGCAUCCCAAUAUAUCGCGUCCAGUAUCACCCAGUCGCGACCUUGCUCUCAUACAUCCCAAAUUGAUAUAAAUGACGAGCUAGAUCACUCUUUAUUACCAUCUACCGAAAUACAAGAAUCAAAUGAGUAUAAUGAAGACGAUGCAUCUAUUAUCCAUGCAUCUACCAUGCAGGCCAACUUGGCAGAGGAAAAUGAAAAAGAUAACGCUUUGCUGGAAUCCAUCCUUCAUAGCAUUCAAGCCCAUAUCCAAGAAGAAACCAUCGAAGCGGAUGAAAAAAAUAUGGGUGUGUUGGAUGUACAGGAUAUUCAAUUCGCCAACAUGUUCGAACCAGUUGAACCCCAAGAUACAAAGAUUUUGAAUGACUUUGCAAACAUCAUUUAUUCUGACGAUCGAAUCCACCCGUUAUCCAAAACAACACAACUCAUGACAAGUCCAUUACCUGUUGAUGUGGAUAGUACAUUUCCAUUUGUUCAUGCAGAUUAUGAAGCGGAUCAGGAUGAAUUGAUGUUUGGAUUGACAACUAACAUGACUCGAUCUGCGUCGGUUGAUGAAAUGGUUAAUGACACUAUGUUGGGCGUACACAAUACUGUGCAAAUUGCUUUGCUUUGUCCUGUUUCUCCUACAUUGACUUGUACCGAUCAUCAAACCAAUGAGCAUGCUGUCGACAACCAACACGAGCAUCUUGGUUCAUCUUGGCAGAGCAAUGAUAUCAAACAUGACGCGAACAGUAGUAUGCGAAUUGGAACACAAGACAUGAUGGACAAUGACAACCAAGACGGACAAGAGUAUCGCAAUAGUACAAUAGAUCGCCAGCCAAGUGAAUCUCUGAUCGAAAUUGAAAUUGACAGAGAUGCCAUUGUAUUGUCCAUCAAAAAAAACUUGGAACUCAGAGACAAGCUAUCUUUACGAAACUCAAUGCUACAAUACAAGCUGAGCGAGUAUUUUAAAAAAAAAAGGACCGACGACACACGCGACGGAGAAAAAAGUGUAUCAGAUCAAGAGCAGCGAUACGCCAACUGCAUGUCAUCCCUCAAUGAACUCCGAACAGAAUACAAUUCAAUAAACAUUGCAAAUCAAAAAUUUAUUGGCGAAUACAAAGGCAAGCUUGAGGAAAGACUAGACGAAGUGACGACCAAAGCGGACGAGUUUUGGAAAUAUAAGCGAUCGAUUGCUCUCGAUGCUGAAAACUCUCGCACGGGUAAACCUCUUCCAACUAAAAUAGUAGACCAACUCGAAUCUACUGAACGCAAAAAGGAAAACGAGGUGGUGGCAGUUAGACUAGAUAAUAUUAAGUUGAGGAACAAGCUUCGACGACACGAGCAACUGCUCCGCCAAAAAGAGGAGCUUGCGGAUGGACUUCAUUUGAUUGAUUUUGAGCAGUUGAAAAUCGAAAACCAAACGUAUAAUGAAAAAAUCGAGGAACGUAACGAGUUUUGUACAAUACAGGAGCUGCUCAAACUUCGUAAAAAAAUCACGAAUGUUGUCCAGGUGUUGACACAUGUCAAGGAAAAGCUUCAAUUUGUUCAGGGUGAAACCGUUGAUUUAAAGCUGGAUCUCAAAGCACUCGAUAAGCAAGUAACUCUGCGCAGGGAUUCACUGCCUAUUUCAAAACAAAAUCGAGACAGUCUAAAAAACAUCAAUACCACGCUGCGUCAAAAAAAUGGACUUUUAGGCAACGACAAUCUUUUGCGUGAUUAUGGCGAGAAAGUGGAUGAAUCUAAAAACUUGAAAAGCAAAAUUGACAGACUGCAAGAGUACUAUCAAGAAUUGAUUGCCGAGAUACAGCUGCUUCGACAAAAAAUGCAAAAAGCCGAGUUUAUUUCUCGUAUGAGUGUUACACACAUGGUGAAACACACCUAG
Batrachochytrium dendrobatidis JAM81 is the source of this 2112-nucleotide messenger RNA. RefSeq lists its product as uncharacterized. Gene Ontology annotation, biological process: cilium assembly. Gene Ontology annotation, cellular component: axoneme; ciliary basal body. The transcript is spliced from 8 exons. Lineage: Eukaryota; Fungi; Chytridiomycota; Chytridiomycetes; Rhizophydiales. Bases 1 to 2112 code for a protein of 703 amino acids. The record is from RefSeq and is a predicted model, not a curated record.